Messenger RNA from Daphnia magna, 1914 nucleotides. RefSeq lists its product as uncharacterized. The coding region runs from base 192 to 1556 and encodes 454 amino acids. NCBI's taxonomy places the organism in Eukaryota, Metazoa, Arthropoda, Branchiopoda, Diplostraca, Daphniidae. The record is from RefSeq and is a predicted model, not a curated record. The transcript has 8 exons.
UGCGAAUUCUAAUUAUGCGUGUAAAUUUGGCAAUACAGCUCAUAUUACAGCUGUCCCAUUUCUCCCAACAAAAAGUAGUCCGCCCACCUGUUUUUUUUUACCAUUUCAUAUAGCAACACGUUAUAUUGUGGACAGUUUCUAUAGUGAGUGAAGUGUUAAAAACUUUAGUUAAAAGUGGUGUAAUUGACGUGAUGUCUAAACAAGUCGUGAAGCUACUAAAUUUUUCCCAAAAAAAUUCAAAAGUGAAAAUGUUUUGUGUUUCCUCGUUGGAUGAGCUGCUAUUGAAAGGUGCUACUGCAUUUGCCUUAAACGGAAUUUGUGAAAUCGUUACAAGCUCAGAAGACAUUCUUUCGGACGACGAAGUUUUGUUUAUGCUGAAUAGUCAAUCGGAGUUUCUCUAUAUUCGAUUAAGUCAAUCUGAAAAUGACGGACAACAGAGUAACGAGACCGUAAAAGAGGCCGGGCAUCAGAGUAUUAUCGAGGCCGGGCAACAGAGUAAAGAAACCGGACAGGAGAAUAACGAGGUAGAGCAACAGAGUAACGAGACUGGACAGGAGAAUAACGAGGCGGGACAAGAGAGUAACAUGGCAGCGUGUUUCCCCGUUGAUGAUAUUCUUAAACAAGGAAGAAUUGGUGUUAAAGGAGAUACAGCUAUUGAAAUAAUCGACCGACUCAAAGCAGUGGACUACCCCAAAAGUCGUUGCCUUGACAAAGAUCACUUUUUUCUUGUUAAGGCCACUGGAACUUGGUUGAUGAAAAAUUGUGAAAAACGCGAAAAUUUCCCUACAUUCAACGAAAUUUUAAAGAUGGCCAAAUCAAUUGUCUCUUUCUUUCCAUCAGCUGGUAGUUUCAACACUGAAUCACCGUGGGAUUUGUUUUUUGACGAUAAAACUCGCAAAGGUUCGUUAGAGUCCUACAUGAGGGGGAAACGAACAAGGAAGCAGCUUUCAGAUAAACGUUCAAAUAAGCGGCCCAAAACAGUCUUUUUGUGUCCUGAGGGGGAUUCUUAUACGGAAGAUGAAAUAAGGGAAGGAGAGGAGUUCAUGAGAUUUACACAAUUAGAUUCCAAUGACACAAGAAACCCCAAUUGCAGCGAAAUGCUUCGUUUGAUGAAAGUAACGUAUGAAAGCCGCCGGGCUUUCUUACAAAAUGGAUGCAAGGUUGACGCAUCUGUAUUUUUGAUCAAAUAUCCUCGUCUUAAGGACAUGCCUGAAGCCGUAAGAGACGAAUUUUUUCGUUUAAAAGGGAGUACUUUGGAAACUUUUGCUUCAAAUUGGCGGAAAGCAGAAUGUAAAAUAAUAGAAUUUUGUAAACAGAAAUUUACGAAGAGUUUAGCCGUCUUAGAUAUCUUAAGGAAGGCAGAGGAAGCUGAAGAAAACUUUGAUAUUCCUGGACGCAUGAAAUGUGUCUUAAAGUUGACACUGCAUGCAGCAGCCAAUACGCAACCGUCCCAAAACAAAAAAGGAUCAACUGCUGACGGAUGGAAUCUUCUGUACCAGUCAUUCAAUGCAAGUUACAUCAUUAAGUACAUUUUUAAUGUGUGUUUCCCAGUCUAACGAUUUCUAAUAACUAUAGGAAAUUCUUCUUCCGGAGGAGGCUGCAAAUCGUGCUAGCGACAUGGAGUUGCCUGGUGUCUUGGACAUAAAUGGGGCAUAUUACAUCAAGAUCAACAAUUCGGCUGUAGCUCUUACUGAAACGAAAUCUUUUGAACAAUCAGUGGGUUAUUUGCUAAUGUACUAUCACAUCCUAGACAUCAAUUAUCCUUCAAAAUUGAAAUUUGUUUAUGGAUUUCUUGAAACUAUGUUUGAAAUUGUCCCCUCAAUGAAUCCAUCCAAAAAAAUGAAAGAUUUGUGUUCCUUUGUUUUCAAUUGAAGUAUAUGUACUUUUGUCUAAAAUAAAGUGACAUAUUAUAGC